AUGUUCUCUCAGAUCAUAAAUGACUACGGCGACCGCGAGUCCUGGCACAGGUCGCUGGUCGAUUUGCGCCGGUCGCUGCCUCUGCUUGCUGCGCUGAUUGCGCCGUUGUCUGUCCUGCUCGAUAUUCCUGCGCUCUCUCAGCCAUGGUAUGGCAGCGAGUCAAAGCGCAUCACAGACGACAAGGUCAGCUUGAUCCUCUCCGCCUUUUCCUUCUUCUUCAACCUCAUUGCAAAUGUCUUGCUCAUGCUACGUUUCAGCGUCAAGACGGAUCGCGCAGUCACCCUGGCGACCAACUGGUCCAUUGUCUUCUGGAUCCUCAAGCCAGUGAUUGCGAUUAUCAACCUCGUCAUCUUCGGCAUCUACAGAAAGCAGACAGAUGGAGCAGUUUACCUUGAGGGCUUCUGGUGCGCCGUCGUCUCUUGCGUCUUGGCAGCCUUAUCUGCGCUUUGUCUCUUGAUCAACUUUGGCUUUGAGUUCAACAAGCGCGUCCGUACGCUCAACAAGGAGACACGCAAGAAAGGUCGUGGCUUCAUGAUCAACGUGACGCUCUUUGUCUCAACCCUUGCUGUGCAAGCCCUUAUCUUCUCGCGAAUAGAAGGCUGGACUUAUCUCUCUGGCAUCUAUUUCAGUACAGUUACAAUCUUGACGGUUGGUUUUGGCGACCUCGUCCCGACACAAACAUCCUCCAAGAUUCUCCUAUUCCCCAUUGUUGUGAUUGGCGUCGUCCACUUUGCGACGGUGGUCACUGGCAUCAUUUCCUACUUUCAAAGCAGAACAAAGCUCAGGCAUAAGACCUCUCGCCGCAAGUAUCGUCAGAAGCGUCUUGAGAUGGAACGUGCUCCAGAUACGCCAGACUUGAUUGCAGAGAUGGCGCUCCUUGAAGAUCACCAGCGGCAAGAAGAGCGUGAUGCCCAAAUUGUCGACCUGUUCUACUCGCUCUUGACUUUUCUGACACUCUGGCUUAUUGGUGCUGUCAUCUUUUCCAAGCUAGAGGGCUGGACCUAUGGCAACAGUCUCUACUUUGCAAGCGUCUUCUUCCUAACAAUAGGGUUUGGCGACUUUGCACCCAAAACGAGCGCAGGCAGGGUGGCCUUUGUCAUUUUUGCAGUGAUUUCCGUUCCCGUUAUCACCUCCUUCGUCGUUCAGACACUCAGCAGUUCUCUG
Molecule: messenger RNA, 1164 nt
Organism: Protomyces lactucae-debilis
Lineage: Eukaryota; Fungi; Ascomycota; Taphrinomycetes; Taphrinales; Protomycetaceae
Exons: 1
Biological process (GO): potassium ion transmembrane transport; stabilization of membrane potential
Cellular component (GO): membrane
Molecular function (GO): potassium ion leak channel activity
Source: RefSeq, a predicted model, not a curated record